This is a messenger RNA of Thalassophryne amazonica, 2430 nucleotides long. Its product is annotated as sodium/hydrogen exchanger 9B2. The record is from RefSeq and is a predicted model, not a curated record. Bases 323 to 2032 code for a protein of 569 amino acids. Gene Ontology annotation, molecular function: antiporter activity. The transcript has 13 exons. Gene Ontology annotation, cellular component: membrane. Gene Ontology annotation, biological process: proton transmembrane transport. NCBI's taxonomy places the organism in Eukaryota, Metazoa, Chordata, Actinopteri, Batrachoidiformes, Batrachoididae.
GGCGGUGGUGUGCGCUCUGUGCCUCCUCGUCUGGCUCCAAAAUGCGAAUAUUUUUAGCGCACUGAAGUGACGGCUCCAGAUACGCACCGGUCCUCGGUAAUCGGCCUCAUUACCGGGCUACGGGUGCGUGUGAGCCGCAGCACCGACGGAACGAACACGACAUCUGAACGAUGCCUGUUUGCGGCCGGAGGAGCAAAUGGGUGAAGCUGGACACCCAGAACAGGAAUUGAAGGAACUGCCUGUCAAUGGUUAGCCACACCUUUUGGGUUGCUGAGCAGCGUUACGAGUAGUGAGGGGACCAGUAAUACUUUAACUCAUUACCAUGGAGCAAACUGAGCCCAAGCCUGCUACCCCGAACCGGAGCCCUGCACCCAGUCCUGCACCAAGCCCACUGCCAGAUGCAAGUCCUGCAGCAAACCAUGUGGAGCACCUAAGUGUGAAUCAGAUUCAGGUGGUGGUGCGACGCUGCUCCAGUCCAAAUGUGACGGAGGAAACCACCUAUUUCAUUCCUCGUAGCCCUUGUAUGGAUGCUGGCACCAACACGGACCCUCCAGUAGUUUGUUGCCCUUUGCACCGCAGAUAUUGUCCAUGUCCACUAAGAGGCCUCCUUGCCUCUAUCAUUACCAAAGUCCUUUUGGCAGCUGUACUCUUUGGAGUUGUCUGGUCUAUCACAGAGGAUGAAUGUCUCCCAGGGGGAAAUCUGUUUGGCAUCACUGUGCUUUUCCUCUGUUCACUAAUUGGUGGCAAACUGGUUGCUUUGAUCCGUCUGCCCAACCUUCCACCCUUCCCUCCACUCUUGGGCAUGCUGCUGAUGGGUUUCCUGCUGCGGAAUAUUCCAGUUAUCACAGAUGGUGUGUACGUUAACUUCAGAUGGUCUGCUUCCUUGAGGAAUAUUGCUCUGGCUGUCAUUCUGACCAGAGCAGGUCUGGGAUUGGAUCCCUUGGCACUGAAGAAAUUGAAAUCUGUGUGUAUUCGUGUGGCGAUUGGGCCUUGCAUGAUUGAGGCUUGCACCACAGCCUUGGUCUCUCAUUUCCUUAUGGGCUUGCCAUGGGUAUGGGGCUUCAUCCUCGGCUUUGUUUUGAGCGCUGUGUCUCCAGCUGUGGUUGUUCCCUCCAUGCUGCAGCUACAGAGAGAUGGGUACGGUGUGGAGCAGGGCAUCCCCACCCUGCUGAUGGCUGCAGGCAGCUUUGACGAUAUUCUUGCCAUCACUGGAUUCACCACAUGUUUGGGCAUGGCCUUCGCAACAGGUUCCACCUGGUACAACCUCUUGAGAGGAGUGCUGGAAGUAGUUGGCGGAGUGGUUGCUGGAAUUCUUCUUGGCUUCCUCAUCCAGUACUUUCCCAGUGUUGAUCAGAAACACUUGGUGAUGAAGCGUUCCUUCUUGGUGCUGGGCCUGUCUGUGUUCGCCGUGUUUGGCAGCAGUGUGGCUGGGUUUUCCGGCUGUGGAGGUCUCUGCACUCUCGUGCUUGCCUUCCUGGCUGGCCUAGGAUGGGGAGCAGAAAAGGUACAUGUGGAGGAAGUAGUGGGGUGGGCAUGGGAUGUGUUUCAGCCAUUGCUCUUUGGACUAAUAGGAGCAGAGAUUCGAGUGUCACAGUGGGAGGGGGACACAGUUGGUCUGGGCGUAGCUUCUCUGCUCAUUGCAUUGCUGGUUCGAGUUCUGUUCACCUUUGUCUGUGUACUGUGUGCUGACUUCACUUUGAGAGAAAAGGUGUUCAUUGCUCUAGCAUGGAUGCCUAAAGCCACAGUACAGGCAGCCAUAGGUUCCACAGCUUUGGACAAAGCCAGGAUGAAGGAUGACAAGGAGCUGCAGAAGUAUGGCAUGGAUGUGCUGACUGUGGCUGUGCUGGCCAUCCUGAUCACAGCCCCCAUAGGAGCCCUCAUCAUAGGGCUUUCAGGACCCCGUCUGCUACACAAACCCAAGACACAAUCCUGCGGUGAGCCAGUCAAACACAAUUUGUCGUCUUUUUUCUUUGGCACUGCAGCAGAAGCUGAAGAUGAAGAAAGUCCCAUUGCCUAUGAAAGUACACUCUGACAUCUAUCUGUAGAAACGUGCAGUGAGGAUCCAGACUGGACAGCAGAGCUCAUCUUAGCCACCGAAUGGCUCUUUGUGUCUGUCAUACUGCUCUCCUUUCCACAUCAGUCAAGAAAUUCUUGAACAAAUAGCCCGUGAUCAUCACAUGUGCACACAGCCGUGUGUAUGAACCGGUUUACAUAUUGCUCCUUUAUUAUUACGGCACCGUGGAAACGACUUUCUGUAGUUGGACCUGUGAUUGUUUAAUGGCUGUAUUUCAGAUUUAUUAAGUGAAAGCUUUGUAAAUUAGUCCACACAGCUGGGCUGAAGUAAGAACCUAGUCGUUUUGCACUGAGUGAAUUAUUUUUACAGCUUUAACUUUAAAUUAUGAGUUAUUAAAAUAUGUAUUAGCUUUUUGU